Panicum hallii is the source of this 1568-nucleotide messenger RNA. Its product is annotated as short-chain dehydrogenase TIC 32, chloroplastic-like. The transcript has 9 exons. The record is from RefSeq and is a predicted model, not a curated record. Lineage: Eukaryota; Viridiplantae; Streptophyta; Magnoliopsida; Poales; Poaceae. The coding region runs from base 358 to 1320 and encodes 320 amino acids.
CAAGGCAGGCAAGCGUGCGUAGCUUCAGAUCGCAGCCCGCACCAGCACGAUCCGGCUCCGAUCCCUUUCCGUUCCGGCCUCCCUCCGUGCGUCAUCCUCUCCGUCUCCUUCCUCGCCCCGCGUUGGCGUUGUUGCGCUCCUACUCCCUAACCAAACUGCUACCCGCGCCCUCAACCAUAAAUAACCUCAACCCUCUCCCUCUGCCCCCCCCGCAUCCUCUUCCCAUGCACGCCCGCCUCCGCUUCAGCCCUCUGCUCCACUUCCCGCAUUAAACAAGUCGCGCGGCGCGCCGAGUUUGGUUCAGUUCAGUUGGGUUCAGCUCGUUCUUUGUUGGAGAAUUGAGGCGUCGAGUCGGCGAUGGGUAUCCUCUCGCUCAUCACCGGUAAGGCGGGCGCCAGCGGGUUCGGGUCGGCGUCCACGGCGGAGCAGGUCACUGACGGCGUCGACGCCAGCCGCCUUACCGUCAUCAUCACAGGAGGAGCUAGUGGCAUUGGUCUGGAGACAUCAAGAGUUUUUGCCCUUAGAGGAGCCCAUGUCAUCAUUGCCGCGAGAAACACUGAGGCUGCAUCAGAAGCAAGGAAGACCAUCAUGGAAAAUAAUCCAGCAGCACGAAUUGAUGUUCUGAAGCUUGACCUCAGCUCCCUCAAGUCUGUCAGGGCUUUUGCGGACCAGUUCAACUCGAUGAAACUUCCUCUGAACGUCUUGAUAAAUAACGCAGGUGUGAUGUUUUGCCCUUUUCAACUGUCUAAAGAUGGAGUCGAGAUGCAAUUCGCCACCAAUCAUCUCGGACACUUUCUGCUUACCAAUCUCCUCCUCGAUAAUAUGAAAGCCACUGCCAAGUCUACGGGUAUUGAGGGUCGCAUCGUGAUCUUGUCAUCAGUUGCCCACACCCAUACAUACCCAAAGGGAAUUGACUUUGACAGAAUCAACGAUGAGAAAAGAUACAAUGAUAAAAUGGCUUAUGGACAAUCUAAGCUGGCAAACUUACUGCACGCAAAUGAGCUCUCUAGACGGCUCAAGGAAGAAGGAGCAAACAUCACAGUUAAUAGUAUUCAUCCUGGAUUGAUCAUGACCAAUUUGAUGAGGCACUCAUACGUUCUCUUGAAGAUCAUUCAAGUUGCAACUUUCAUACUGUGGAAGAAUGUACACCAGGGAGCAGCAACUACUUGUUACGUAGGACUGAACCCACAGCUGAGCGGAGUGACAGGACAAUACUUUGCUGACUGCAACGUGGAGAAGACGAGCAAACUGGCGAAGAGCGACGAGUUGGCAAAGCAACUCUGGGACUUUAGCGAGGAGCUGAUCAGGUCUGCGCAAUGAGAUCCGUAGGAGCUGAGCUGGAUCAGAGGAGUGUUCUGAUUGUGCUUGGCAUAUGGUGUUACUAGUGAUUACUGGUUAAUAUAGUAGCAGUGGUUAUAGGAACCUGAGCAAUGGUGGAGCUCAUGGUGUUCAGAAAUAAAUCUCCACGCAUGCUUUCCUAGAUUAUUCUGGUGUGGCAAAGAUCAACCUGUGUACUCUUGUUAAUACCUGUCCAAUAUAUGUGCAGCUGAGUUCUGGUUUGAAGUUCA